AUGGAGCGCGUCGUCCUCAACAGACUCAACGGGUACCUCGAAAACAACGAGGUUUACACGUACAACAUGAUCGGCUUCCGCGCCAGACCCUCGACGCAGGAUGCCAUGAAACUAAUCACGCAUCAGAUCGUGGACGGCCGUUCUAGAGACGUCAUGGCUCUGCUCGGUCUAGACCUCGAUAAGGGCUUCGACAACGUGCUCCGCACCUUCAUCGUCGAGACCAUUUCGGACCUGGGUUUCGGUUCCAGAUUCCACAGCUAUGUCAGCUCUUUUCUAACGGACAAGAAGGCCACGCUGCGCAUCGGAGACUUACGCUCCGAAGAUGUGCUCCUCGGAGGACAGGGCACUCCUCAGGGCACCGUUAUCUCCCCCACACUCUUUAACAUCUGUAUGAUUGGUCUUUCCGAGAGGUUGGCACGUGUCGAGGACUUCAAGCAUACUAUCUACGCCGACGGCAGCACCAUCUGGUGCUCCGGCGGCUGCGAGGGUAGAGUUGAAGAAGCCAUGCAGGAGGCGAUCGACGUGAUCGAGAAGUAUCUCCGCCCCACCGGUUUCCGAUGCUCCCCCGCCAAGUCGGAGCUUCUGCUUUACAUAAAAGAGAAGGGAGGCAGACCCAAAGAUUGGAAGCCAGUCUCCGAAAGAAGCAUCAGUCUUCGCCCUUGCGACAGGGGGUGA
Dermacentor albipictus is the source of this 675-nucleotide messenger RNA. The record is from RefSeq and is a predicted model, not a curated record. Lineage: Eukaryota; Metazoa; Arthropoda; Arachnida; Ixodida; Ixodidae.